Nerophis lumbriciformis (worm pipefish) is the source of this 2496-nucleotide messenger RNA. RefSeq names its product zinc transporter ZIP12-like. The record is from RefSeq and is a predicted model, not a curated record. Lineage: Eukaryota; Metazoa; Chordata; Actinopteri; Syngnathiformes; Syngnathidae. Gene Ontology annotation, molecular function: monoatomic cation:bicarbonate symporter activity; zinc ion transmembrane transporter activity. Gene Ontology annotation, biological process: intracellular monoatomic cation homeostasis; zinc ion import across plasma membrane. Gene Ontology annotation, cellular component: plasma membrane.
ACUGUACGCUGUGCUGAGGAACAGCGUGAGGAACUGAGGCGGACAGUUGCCUCUAAAGCUCGUGACAGCUUCUCCAAUCAGACGACUUUGAAGGGAACAUGCGCUUCGGGGGAGUCGCUCCCCGUUUUCUGCUGCUGCUAGGUUUUUUGUCCGGGAGGGUUCGAGUGGACACGGGCCAAGCACAGGGUCAUCUACAGGAGGUUCUCAGGGCGUUGGAGCUACCACUCAGUACUGACGAAGAACCACGUCUGCAGAAGAGCCACAUCAGUCUCCUGCUCACCGCACUUCUUCUGGCAGUGGACUGUCAAGAGCGGGCUGGUGCCUCUCAAGAGGUCUGUGACAAGUGCUUGAAGCCAGACUUCGUUCUUUCAGUUCUGAAGGAUGAAGGGAAGGCUUAUCUCACAGAGGACGACUUCCAGCGCAUCUCCACUCUUCUGCUCUACUACAUCAUCAACUUGCAGGAUCUGUGCCAGUCGUCUUCCUCCUCCUCUUCCCGGUCUGCCAGCAGCUACGAGUUCUACCUUCUGGCUCUUACCAAUCUGCACCCAGCAGAAGACAGCCACUUUCUGUCCCCGGGGGAAAUAGAGAGCAUUCUGAAGCUCCUCAACCAGCACUACAAACCCUCCAACCGUGAAAGUUCAAGUUUCUCCGACUUCCAGUGUAUCGACGCCGCUCAUCUGUUGGAAGACGCAAAUGAGAAAGCUGUCGCAGGCGCCGGUGUGACAACCGUGCCCAAAGUGGCCGCCGCCAUCAUCAGUCACAUCCUGCAGCGUCGCUGUUUCGCUGGAAGGAACCUCCCACCACCUUCCUUCUUCACCAAUUAUAUCUUUCAGUCCCUCAAUCGCUCCAGUGACCUGCAAGUCUUAGAUUUGCACGAGCUUCUUCUUCAACUGGGAGUCGGCGGUGAAGGAAAGAGGCGGAAGUCAGAGACAAAGACGAAGCAUUCGCCGGGUGGUUGCAUGCCAGAAAGUGCAGACUGGGCACGGGUAUGUUUUUCGGCCAAUCAGUUGGUAGACAUUUUUGCUCUGGACCCUCAUUUUACCAUUUCCAAGGAGCACUUGAGGUUAAUUUGCCCGGCCAUCAUUCAGCAGUUGCUAGGCAAUGUGUGUGAAUCUGCAGAACGAAACGCCAGAAGAGCUCAGCCUACUGCUUUUGAGAAGUUUGGCUACAGCACAGCAGCAGUGCUGCUCAUCACACUGGGCUCCAUGUUGGGCAUCUGCUUGAUCUUCUUCAACUCGUGCCAGGAAACCUACACGCUCCUCCUGCAGCUCUUUGUGGGCCUGGCCGUGGGGACCCUCUCAGGAGACGCCCUCCUGCACCUCAUCCCGAUGAUCCUCGACCUCCAUGGCCAUGAAGAUGAUGAUGAUGAGGAGCACCUCGCUGAGCAAAGGGAGUACCUGUUGAAGAUUUGUGGUGUCAUUGCUGGGAUCUAUGGCUUCUUCCUCAUUGAAAGACUUGUCUCCUUUGUGGUUCCUCAUCAUUGCCAUACCCACUCAGGUGAUGUUCCUUUAGAGCUCCACUGCAAUGCUCAGUCCCAGAGAGACAAGUCCAUGUCCACCGUGCAGCUGCAGGGACCAGUAGAUGGCCUGGACUGUGCAGAAGUAUCUCCCGAGCACGCAAACACACGGGAGUCUUCACGGCAGAGACCAGGCAUUCCUCUGCUCGCCAUCAUGGUGAUUGUGGGCGACAGCCUUCAUAAUUUUGCCGACGGGCUGGUCAUCGGCGCCGCCUUCUCCUCGUCGCCCGAGACCGGCAUGGCGACGACCGUGGCCAUCCUGUGCCACGAGGUCCCACACGAGAUGGGAGACUUUGCGGUGCUGCUGAGUUCUGGACUGCCCGUAAAGACGGCGGCGCUCAUGAACUUGGUCAGCGCCCUGACCGCCUUCAUGGGCCUCUACAUCGGGCUCUUUGUUUCCGGCCAGAUGGAGGUGCAGCAGUGGAUCUUCGCCGUCACCGCUGGCAUUUUCCUCUACGUGUCGCUGGUGGAAAUGCUUCCUCAAAUGAGUCGAGUGAGCAGUAGCCGUCCUCGCCUGCUCUUCCUGCUGCAGAACGUCGGCCUGUUGUCGGGUUGGUCGUGUCUUCUGCUGCUGGCGCUCUUUGAACAUCAGCUCACCUUUCAAGAUGGCUGACAUUGACGCACCUUGUUUAAUGUGCGACGUAUUGAUUCUUUACGUCGUGUCGGUCGCUUUAUACAACAAUCGAGCUAGAACAAUCAUUCCGCCUUAACGCCAUACUCCAAGGUGUCCAUAAUUAGGGCUGAGGCAUUUAUUCAUACAAAUGUACUUUUAUCAAUGAAAGAAAGAAUCAUUUAGCGGCGCCAUCGUAACAAACUAACCUGUUCUUUCCGCGGUUCGUUCUCCGUAUGACCACAACAUGGGGCCAAAUAAAGUUGUGACUGCCAGCACUUUCAGAAACACUACGUGAUUCAUGAACAACAAAGAAGUCAAGGAUUAUUUUGAUCAACAUUUCUUAAUUGUGAUUGACUAAUCUAAUGAA